Molecule: messenger RNA, 804 nt
Organism: Symbiodinium pilosum
Lineage: Eukaryota; Dinophyceae; Suessiales; Symbiodiniaceae
Source: the annotation of a GenBank genome assembly
AUGGAUCGCACAAGCGCAAAAAGGGCCCUGCGUCAAGCACGGCGUCAGACUCAGCUUAAUGCUAGAUCUUCAGUGGCUUCCGAGGUUCAGUUUCUCAGGCUUCAAGUUUGGCAGUUGGGGUGGGAGAACUAUGAGCUGCACAGGCAACUUGAACAGGUUAAGAGCCUUGCUCUACGACUUGGGCAGACGGUAAAGGAGGUGGGCAGCGGUGACAACGUAGAGCAGCAAGCCGGUCUCCCGCUUGAGCAGCUGCAAACGCCACGGUCUGCAGAAACUCCGCUUGACAUGCCAAAAGCAGCAAACAAUCAUAUCAGAGGGUCUAUUCCCGUCGACAAGACUGCGACAAAUGUGCGCGUGCCAGAGACUUGCGAGUCUUGCGUGCAAACAGCUGCAGAUGUGGAAGCGCAACCCCACCUGGUGACAGAGAUGGAUGAUGUUACUCCACGUGCCACUGACGCGGGGGGUUGCUCCUCAACCGUAACAAGGGACCACGCGGCAGCGUCGCCGCAGCUUGCUCCAGGCACCCGGGUGCGGAUGAUGAGGGAUGUUUGCGGAUGGCUCGACCGUCUUAAUGAGUACUUCGUGGACAGUGGUUGGCAGGGAGUAGUCCUCGAGGCUGCUUUGCCCGAGUGGGACGUUCGCUGGUUCAGGUCAGGCGUGGACUACAUAUAUGUGAAGUUCCGGCACCCUUCAGAUGAACCUCGAGAUGGGUGUUGGUGGGACACGUUGGAUGGACAGUGCUACUACACACCUAGGGGUGUCAAGUUGGCUGUGCGCGCAGCUGACGUAGAGAUCAUGGAGUAG